This is a messenger RNA of Phoenix dactylifera (date palm), 4008 nucleotides long. The record is from RefSeq and is a predicted model, not a curated record. NCBI's taxonomy places the organism in Eukaryota, Viridiplantae, Streptophyta, Magnoliopsida, Arecales, Arecaceae.
UUAUGGGCUUUGGGUGGGUGCAGUCCCUUGUUCCCGACUUCCCAUGGUGAAGCCAUAGCCCCCUUUCCAUCUCUUUUUGGUUUCCCUGAAUAGGUAUUUGACUAGGAAAAUAUGUUCUGCUUUUAAACCUUGUUUCUGCUGCUUUUUGGGCCUCCCUUUGAUGGGUUGUCCGUGAUCUCUGGGUUACCGUGGUGAAUUGUGUGGCCUUUGAGACCUGGUGCUGCACCUUUUGGUGGCAUUUUUUUAUGUCAAUUGCCUCAUAACCCCCAGCUUGUUUUUCCUUAUUAUAGGCAUCAGUCUGGGAGCUGUACUACUCAUUUGAUUUGUAUCUAUGGGCCUCCACCUUUAUCAUCCAUUUUUGCAGGGAUAGUAGCUCUGAUCUUUCCAUGUGUUGUAACAAAAGGUGGUAUGGGCACAGGAGAUUUAGUCUCAGACUCUCUGGAUAAUGCUGUUAUUUGGAUCUUUAAUCUCAUCUUCAACAGCUGAAGACAAAGUUCUGCCAUUAACAUGAGCAUCUCAUGCUUGAGAUACAAAUACCCAAAAGAGUUUCUCCCUGUAAGUUCUUUCUUUCCUUUGCUGCUUGUAGGCUUUCAUCCAACUCCCCAUUCCAUGAGAAACUUCUUUAGGCUUUUGUCAAAUGUUCCAUUCCAAAUGAACAUAUAUUAUGAUGCAUAUUUUAUGAACUUCUUCAAGGAAUAGGUGUAGCUUGUGAUUUUUCUUCUUCUCUUUCAGCUUUCAUUCUUGAGCUACUCUUCUGUUGGCGAAAAUCAACAUUUUGAUAACCUCUACCAAGCUUCAUUUUUUCCUUCAUGGAUGAAUCAUCUCCACCUGAAGCUCCUCAGGACCUUCCCAUCUGCAGUGAGUUCUCGGAUUCCACGGAACCAAACUCAAAGACACUGACCAUCAAAAUAGCAAAAUCGUCGGUCGAUAAUGGCGACAAAUCAGUCUCCAUCUCUCCUUCCAUUUCUAUCUCUCCACACUUGAACUCCCCCUCUCCACCGUCCUCUGCAUUUGUUUCCGCAUUGCAGUCACCAUAUAUAUCUCCAAGGGCCUUAGAACCACCACCAGAUAGCAACACCACUCCAUCUGCGACCCUCCCAUCUCCAAACUCUUAUUCUGGUUCCCAUUCUGAUGAUAUCCCAAGCACUUCCUACACUCCUCCAUCAUCAGAAAGAUAUGAUUUUUCCGUCGACCCAACUGAUCAAAAGCCAAAGUUCUCCGAUGCCGCCCGGGUCUCAUUCUCCUUCCCUGCCCCCCGAAUCUCUAUCACAAAAGGCUCUGUCUCCCCUUCCUCCAAUACCAAGCUCCGGAGCUGCGAUGUUUACAUUGGAUUUCAUGGCCAAAACAUUAAUCUCAUCCGCUUCUGCAAGUGGCUCAAGUCUGAGCUCGAGCUCCAAGGAAUAGCCUCAUUCGCCGCUGAUCGAGCAAAGUACUCAGAUACGCAGAGCCACGAGAUUGCCGAUCGAAUUAUAUGCUCGGCAACCUUUGGCGUUGUCGUUGUGACUCCAUCGAGCUUUCUUAAUGCUCUCAGUGCGGAGGAGAUAAGAUUCUUCGCUCAGAAGAAAAAUCUAAUCCCCCUUUUGUUUGAUACCGAGCUUUCCAAGAUCGCGGGUCUCCUAGAUGGGAGGUUGGAGGAUAAGGAAUGCAAGGAGGCCUUUGAGGGGCUAAGCAGGAGCAAUGAGUUCAAGCUUGAAGCAAAUGAUAGCAGCUGGAGGAGUUGUGUAUCGAAAACGGUCGGCAUCUUACAAUCAAAGCUUGGAAGGAAUAGCAUUGCUGCGAAGGAGACCGAAGUCUUUGAGGAACUACCCUUUCCUAGAAACAGACAUUUCGUCGGGAGGGAGAAGGAGCUGACAGAGAUCGAAGCUGCUUUCUUUGGAUGCGGCGAUGUUUAUGAAAUGGAGUGUCCAAAGCCUGUGCCGAUGACUACUGGUGGAUCAAGUCGAUUUUCUGAUGGAUUUGCUGAUGAGGAGAGUGAUACAGUGAGAACCAACGGGAGAUAUAUCAGCUUGGAAAUGAGAAAGUGCAAGGAGCCUACUUUGGAGGCUUGGAUCGAUCCGGUAAUCGAACUGACAAGCAAAGGAAGCCGACUACAGAAGCAGAGAUCGAAACACAAGAAAUCAAGAAGUGUGGGGAGCAAGGGUCAUCAUGGUAAUGCCAGUGUGAUGUGCAUAAAUGGGAUCUCGGGAAUCGGCAAGACAGAGCUUGCACUGGAGUUCGCCUACAGAUACUCUCAGAGAUACAAGAUGGUCUUGUGGGUUGGUGGAGAGGCAAUGUAUUUCAGGCAGAAUAUAUUGAACUUGUCGAUGAAUCUGGGAUUGGAUGUUAGUGCUGAAGCUGAGAAGGAAAGAGGAAGGAUGAGGAGCUUCGAUGAGCAAGAGUUUGACGCAUUCCAGAGGGUGAGGAGGGAGCUGUUCAGAGAUGUUCCUUACUUGCUAGUAAUUGACAAUCUCGAGACAGAGAAGGAAUGGUGGGAAGGAAAGGACCUGCAUGAUUUAAUUCCGAGGAACACUGGUGCUACCCAUGUCAUCGUGACAACCCGGCUCUCAAAGGUGAUGAGCUUUGAGCCCAUGCAGCUCCCACCGCUGUCCUCGGCCGACUCGUUGCUGCUGAUCAAAGGAAGACGGAAGAAGGACUACCCUGCCGAGGAACUGGAAGUCCUUAGAAAAUUUGAUGAGAGAUUAGGAAGAUUGAGCUUCGGGUUGUGGGUGAUCGGGUCGCUGCUAUCCGAGCUACCAAUCUCUCCGUCCGCACUAUUCGAAGCCAUCGAAAGAAUCUCCCUCGGUGAGAAUUUCUCCUCUUUGUGCGCUACCGAUAAUGGUGAUGGAUUCUGCAGGAACAACCCUUACUUGAUGAAGAUCCUGGCAUUUUGCUUAGCCAUCUUGGAUCGAGAUAGAGGAGGAAGCCUUGCAUCGCGAAUGGUUCUUACCGGUGCUUGGUUUGCUCCUGCUCCUGUCUCGUCAACUCUAUUGGCUGCUGCAGCUAAUAAACUGGCUGCAAAAGAAAAUGGCUUCCAUCAAUGGGGUAAAGGUCUCGCAAUGGCCUUCAGUUGCUGCUCCACCUGCUGUUUCUUAGCUCGCCAUGCUCGGAAGAAUGAAGUGGAGUCUGCUCUCGUGCUGGUUAAACUGGGCCUGGCGAAAAGAACCAUGAGACAACCCGGUUGCUGGAUCCAGUUCCACCCAAUCACCCAGAUGUUUGCAAAGAGGAGAGGUGGGUUGCCACCAGCCAAGUUCAUGGUUCGAGGCAUGAAGAAGGUCGGUAAUGCCGCAGCAGCGAACUCAGAUCACCUCUGGGCUUCUGCAUUCCUUGUAUUCGGUUUCAAGUCGGAACCCCCGCUCGUCCAGCUCGAGGCAGCUGACAUGGUUCUCUUCAUCAAGAAGACAGCUCUUCCAUUAGCGAUCCGAUCGUUCAUGACGUUCUCAAGGUGCAAUUCGGCUCUGGAGCUGCUCAAGGUGUGCACGAAUGGGCUCGAGGAGGUGGAGAAAUCGUUUGUGUCGCAGAUACAAGAUUGGCGUCAUGAGUCCUUGUGCUGGAGCAAGAAGCUCAAAUCCAACCGGAGGGUGGAUGAGUAUGUGUGGCAAGAUGUGAUACUCCUCAAGGCCACAUUGCUUGAGACCAGAGCUAAGCUGAUGCUUAGAGGGGGGUACUUCGACAGUGGGGAGGAACUUUGCAGGACAUGUAUUAGCAUUAGAACUGUGAUGCUUGGACGCACUCAUUCCCAGUCUCUAGCUGCUCAAGAAACACUAGCAAAGUUGGUCAGGUAUAGAGGCAAGUUAUGAAGCUGCUUCCAGCACUACUGCCAAAUCUCUACAUUUCAAUCAUGCUGAUUGAUAUAAAUCCUAGCCUUAUGCUUAGAUUUUGUUAGUCUUAUACUUGAUAAGUGCAUGCAGGUUACUGUUUUUCAUUGGGAAGAGCAGCUUAGAGGGUCAUUAAUAACAGAAUUGGCCUUGUAUUCAUAUAGAACAAUGUCACAAUUUUUUUUUUGAAUCCAUAAUACAGACUUCAUAUCAA